Racocetra persica is the source of this 482-nucleotide messenger RNA. The record is from the annotation of a GenBank genome assembly. NCBI's taxonomy places the organism in Eukaryota, Fungi, Glomeromycota, Glomeromycetes, Diversisporales, Gigasporaceae.
CGGCUAAUAUUAAUACUGCUAAUGUGGCUGGCAAACAGAGAGCUUUAAAACUAUUUCAGUCAUGCUUGACAGGUGAGGCAUCACGUUGGGUCGAAGACAAACUCAUAGAUAAAAAAUGGCGAUUGAAUCAUGUAAGAUGUAGGAAUGCUUUAGCAAAUAUGGCUGCCGUAGUGGCCUUGAAUAAUGCUAACAUAAUGGCCACCAUGAUCAAUGCACCAGAUACAUCUUCUUCCGGUCAGAAAAAUAUUACUAAGGCUGAUUUACAAGCUGUAGCUAAAUCCUUGCAAGAGACUAUGUCUCGAGUGACUAAAACUCUAGAUAAUAGUAAAAAAUCAGCUGAUAAGAGAGUAGAAAAUACUGCCAUUAUAUGUUUUUUGAGUGACUUACUAAGAAAAAAACUAUAUAUACACCUUGCUGAUGAAAAUAAUCAUGAUCCUGUAGAUGAUAUUUCAGAUAGCUUAGCAGGAUUAACAUUAAAUAGU